CUGAAAGCCAAGUAUAAAUAACGAAGAACGUCCGGGAAGUAUCUCUCUUCUCUCUCUUUCUCAGAGCGCAGAAGGAACUCUGAAAUCGGUCAGAAAUUGAUCUUUGUCUUCUUUUGGAGCCAUUAUUUGGGUUCGACCAAGGAAAACACAAGUAGUCGCAAGCACCAGUUGACAAGCUCUCUUCUAUCUUUUUCAUCUUGAUGCUUGGAAUACUUCAAGAAAGCAUGUCUGCUCAACUAGUGAGUUUGGCAACUAAUGAAAAGCUGAAAGAACCUGAUUGGGCCAGAAACAUUGAGAUAUGUGAAGAAGCCAGCUAUAGUCCAGACAGGAAAGCUAAAGAUGUUAUCAAGGCAAUAAAAAAACGAUUGAGCAGCAAGAACCAAAAUAGUCAGCUUCUUGCUGUUGUGGUUGGUUCUAGUCUUACAAACUUUAUGCUAUCCCAAUAUCUUUGUAUGGCAUCCCCAAUUUCAAGUUGUUAGAGAUGUUGAUGAAUAAUUGUGGGGAACACAUUCACAGAUUGGUAAUUGAUAAGGGUGUCCUACAGAUGCUGGUAAAGAUUGUCAAGAAAAAGUCAGAUUUGCCAGUCAGAGAGAAGAUAUUUCUUCUCUUGGAUGCAACACAAACUGCUGUUGGUGGAGCUUCUGGAAAAUUUCCUCAAUAUUAUGCAGCAUAUUAUGAUUUGGUGCGUUCACGUGUACAAUUUCCUAGUCGUACUACAGUUCCAGCAUCAACUCUUCUGGCUCAGAUCCAAGCUAAUGACUUGCCCACGGAGGCUGCUGUUCCUCAGAAACCUCAGACCGUCCCUCAGCCACCAAAUUCCAAGAGUGCCCCAGAUUCAAGCAUCAUCGAGAAAGCAACUAAUGUCAUGGAACUCUUGCGAGAAGUGCUGGAUGCAGUUGAUCCCUUACAUCCUGAGGGAGCAACUGACGAAUUCACCCUGGACCUUGUAGAGCAAUGUUCAUUUCACAAACAGCGAGUGAUGCACCUGGUGAUGACUUCACGUGAUGAAAAACUAGUUUCCCAAGCAAUUGAACUAAAUGAUCAGCUGCAGAAAUUGCUUACAAAGCAUGACGCACUCCUCUCACUUCCUAAUUCCUGUAGCAUUGCUGUCAAUCAUGAAGAAACAGAAGAAGAAGAGCCUGAUAGACUAUUUCGAAGAGCCCGAAAAGGGAAGGCAUGUGCACAUGCUUGGAGGGAAGAUCAAGCUGAAUGCUCAUCAUCCAGUUCAUCAGGUUCCUUCUCAUUUGAGAGGCCACACCCGCCAGUUGGUCUCAGCGUGAACCGUUCACCCCUAAGAAUAGAGCCUCGAGAACCAGCACCACCUCAGGUGCCUGCUGUGAUCCCACCUCCACCAGCCAAACACAAGGAGAGAGAGCUGUUUUUCAGAGAGAAGCAGGUGGGAUCAGUCAAGGUGGGUCAAAUGCUUGGCAGUUUGUCUCUUCAUAGCAGGACUGGUAGUAGCUCUCGGAGUGGAAGCACCGAGUUCAGUGAGUGAGUCCUCGAGUUUUGCUCAUGUUUCCUCUUGUUUUUGGCUUGUACCACUGAGGUGUAUGUAGCAAGGGGCGUAGUAGGGGACAUACUUUUGUGACAAACACUGCGUACUUCAGCUACAAAAGAGCAGGAGGUGCCUGCUUACACAAAUGGGCGCUUCAGCUUUUCUGUACUUAGGCGAGUUUGAUAUAGAUUGGAGUGCUUAUUCUUUAUUAUUCUUGGACUACUGACAUCUUUGCGAUGUUUAUGAUCAUAAUUUAGUAAUAAUAUUUAAUCCUUGAACUGAUCUGAUUACAUGUA
Messenger RNA from Nymphaea colorata (pocket water lily), 1791 nucleotides. Its product is annotated as TOM1-like protein 5. The coding region runs from base 482 to 1495 and encodes 337 amino acids. NCBI's taxonomy places the organism in Eukaryota, Viridiplantae, Streptophyta, Magnoliopsida, Nymphaeales, Nymphaeaceae. The record is from RefSeq and is a predicted model, not a curated record. Gene Ontology annotation, biological process: protein transport to vacuole involved in ubiquitin-dependent protein catabolic process via the multivesicular body sorting pathway. The transcript is spliced from 10 exons. Gene Ontology annotation, molecular function: phosphatidylinositol binding; ubiquitin binding.